Python bivittatus (Burmese python) is the source of this 2775-nucleotide messenger RNA. The record is from RefSeq and is a predicted model, not a curated record. Lineage: Eukaryota; Metazoa; Chordata; Lepidosauria; Squamata; Pythonidae.
UAUUGUCCAGCCCUUGUGGGUUUCAGCGCCCAUCAUUCCUACUCUACAUAAGUAGAGAAAUUGAAGUCCAACACAUCUGGUGGGCAUCAGGUUGGUGAAGGCGACUGUAAAAGUUGGAGGUGGAGCAACUGCGUGACAGAAUAACUAGUUUUAGGAAAUCUGGUGUCAAAAAGGAGAGACUUCUCAUUCAGCACCCAAUUGACUCACAGGCUUCUAUAAAUGAAUUGCCAGUUGCUCAGCCACUGUUUGAUGAACGUUCAAUGAAUUUAUCAGAAAAAGAAGUUAUGGACCUGUUUGAAAAAAUGAUGGAAGACAUGAAUCUAAAUGAAGAACGAAAAGCUCCUUUACGGAAUAAAGAUUUGACCACAAAACGUGAAAUGGUUGUCCAGUACAUUUCUGCAACUGCCAAAUCUAUAAUUGGAAGUAAAGUUCCGGGAGGCCUGAAAAACAGUAAACAUGAGUGCACACUCUCGUCGCAGGAAUAUGUCCACGAACUACGAUCAGGUAUCUCAGAGGAAAAACUUCUCAACUGCUUAGAGUCUCUGAGGGUAUCUCUGACAAGCAAUCCAGUAAGUUGGGUUAACAAUUUUGGUCAUGAAGGCCUUGGGCUUCUCUUGGAUGUCCUUGAAAAACUCCUUGAUAAGAGACAGCAAGAAAGUAUUGACAAGAAGAAUCAACAUAAGCUUAUACAGUGCCUCAAAGCAUUUAUGAAUAAUAAGUAUGGACUACAAAGAAUACUAGGAGAUGAACGAAGCCUUCUCUUACUUGCCAGAACAAUUGAUCCAAAACAACCAAACAUGAUGACUGAAACAGUGAAAAUACUUUCUGCCAUUUGUAUUGUUGGAGAAGAAAACAUGCUGGACAAAAUUUUAGGAGCUAUAACAAUUGCAGCUGAGAGAAACAACGGAGAACGAUUUGCUAACAUAGUGGAGGGGCUUGAAAAUCAUGAAGCUCUGCAAUUACAGGUUGCCUGCAUGCAGCUCAUAAAUGCCCUUGUCACUUCUCCAGAAGAUCUUGAUUUUAGGGUACACUUGAGGAAUGAAUUCCUGCGCUGUGGGCUAAAGAAAAUAUUACCAGACCUAAAAGAGAAAGAGAAUGAAGAACUUGAUAUUCAGUUGAAAGUAUUUGAUGAAAACAAAGAGGAAGACUUAACUGAAUUGGCCCAUCGUCUCAAUGACAUCAAAGUGGAAAUGGAUGAUGUGAAUGAAGUUUACCACCUGUUAUAUAACAUGUUGAAAGAAACAACGUCAGAAAACUACUUUCUAUCAAUUUUACAACAUUUUCUACUCAUUAGGAAUGAUUAUUACAUACGCCCUCAGUAUUACAAGAUAAUAGAAGAAUGUGUUUCCCAGAUAGUAUUACACUGUAGUGGUAUGGAUCCCGACUUCAAGUGUAGAGGGAGGCUGGAUGUAGACUUCACGCAUCUAGUAGACAGCUGUGUGGACAAAGCAAAGGUUGAACAAAGUGAACAGAAAGCUGCAGAUUUUUCCAAAAAGUUUGAUGAAGAAUUUACAGCUCGUCAGGAAGCCCAAGCUGAGCUUCAAAUACGAGAAGAAAAAAUCAAAGAACUUGAAGCUGAAAUCCAGCAGUUGCGGACCCAGGGUUCUGUAUCUUCAAGUGGUGUUCCUCCUCCUCCUCCUCCACCACCACCACCACCCCCUCCAGUUUCUGAUGCCCCUCCUCCUCCUCCACCUCCACCACCACUACCUGGAAGUGCACCCCCUCCACCCCCUCCUUUACUUGGAGGGUUUGGGCCACCUCCUCCUCCUCCUAUGUUUGGUGGCAUUCCUUCUCUAGUAGCUACACCAGUGCUGCCUUUUGGGAUAAAGCCAAAGAAGAAGUACAGCCCAGAAGUGACCAUGAAGAGAAUCAACUGGGCAAAGGUUGAACCGCAUGAAAUACAAGAACAUUGUUUUUGGGUAAAAGCUAAGGAUGAAAAAUUUGAAAAUCCAGAUCUGUUUGCCAAGCUGGCACUCACUUUUGCCACACAGAUGAAGGUUAAAAAGACAGUGGAGAAUGUGGAGGAAAGGAAGAUAAUCCUGCCCAAGAAGAAAGUUAAAGAGUUAAGAAUAUUGGAUGGGAAGACUGCUCAAAAUUUGUCUAUUUUCCUGGGAUCUUUCCGCAUGCCUUAUGAAGAAAUAAAGCAUAUUAUAUUGGAAGUAGAUGAAGCAAAACUAAGUGAAGCAUUAAUUCAGAACUUGGUUAAGAAUCUCCCUGAACAAAAGGAACUCAGUUCCUUAGCUGAACUGAAGAAUGAAUAUGAUGAUCUCUGUGAGCCAGAACAGUUUGGAGUUGUGAUGAGCUCAGUGAAAAUGUUGCGGCCUCGUCUCGAAGGAAUCCUUUUCAAGCUGACGUUUGAAGAGCACAUCAACAAUAUCAGACCUGGCAUCAUGGCAGUCACAAUUGCCUGUGAGGAGCUGAAGAAAAGUGAGAGCUUCAGUAAGCUUUUAGAACUUGUGCUAAUGAUUGGAAACUACAUGAAUUCUGGCUCAAGAAAUGCCCAGUCAUUGGGUUUUAAUAUUAGUUUCCUUUGCAAGAUUAGAGAUACAAAGUCAUCUGAUCAAAAAACCACUCUGUUGCAUUUCCUGGCUGAUAUUUGUGAAGAGAAAUAUCAGGACAUCCUAAAAUUUCCAGAUGAACUUGAACAUGUUGAAAGCGCAAGCAAAGGUAUAUCAAGAGAUAAGACAGGGAGUAAUUUUGAUCUACUAAAAUGUGGAAAGUCUUUGGAACAUUGUCCAUUGUUUUGAAAUGUUGAAUUUUGACCUUGCAGGAUGG